Ananas comosus (pineapple) is the source of this 921-nucleotide messenger RNA. RefSeq lists its product as uncharacterized. The coding region runs from base 1 to 921 and encodes 306 amino acids. Lineage: Eukaryota; Viridiplantae; Streptophyta; Magnoliopsida; Poales; Bromeliaceae. The record is from RefSeq and is a predicted model, not a curated record. The transcript has a single exon.
AUGGCCACACAACUUCUCCAAACUCAAAUCCCAAAAUUAGUAAAAGAUAAUUAUGAGAAUUGGUGCAUUCAAAUGAAAGCACUUCUCGGUUCUCAAGACCUUUGGGAAUUAGUUAAAAUUGGGUACCAAGAAUACACAGAGCAAGAAGAAGCUGCAUUCAUAAUAGCCCGACGAAAUGAUUUGAAGGAUUCAAGAAAGAAGGACAAGAGGGAGCUCUUCUAUCUUUACCAAGCAGUAGACGAGUUGACGUUUGAAAAAAUUGCCGAAGCAACUUCGAGCAUAGCAGCAUGGGAUAUUCUUGCCACCGUCUUUAAAGGAGAUGACAAAGUAAAGCGGAUUCGUCUACAAAAGCUUCGAGCGGAAUUCGAAGCAAUCCGAAUGAAGGAGUCCGAAAGUGUCGCGGACUAUGUUUCUCGCAUUUUGGUAAUUGCCAACCAAAUGAAGCGAAAUGGAGAAGAACUAAAUGAUGAACGAGUUGUAGAAAAGGUUCUUCGUUCCCUCACAUCAAAGUUUGAGCAUAUUGUUGUCGCCAUAGAAGAGUCAAAAGAUAUCAGUACUCUUUCUAUUGACCAAUUGACAGUAUCCCUCCAAGUGCAUGAGCAAAGACUACAAAAGGUGUCUAAAGACAAGGCGACUAAGCAGGCUCUCAAGUCAAAAUUGAAACUUGAUAAUAGAAAAGGCAAAAAUCGUGGAGAAAAUAAUUAUAAUAGAUAUAAGAAUCAAAAGAGAUAUAAUAAUGACCGACAGAAUAGGAACAACAGUGGUCACAAUUCAUGUCAUGUAUAUGACCAAAAAGAGGCGAACAUAAUAACAAUCGCCCAGGGUCUUAUGGUGGUACAAGAUCAAACAUACAAUGUUAUAAUUGUAAGAAAUAUGAUCACUACAGCAAAGAUUGCUGGCAUAAGAAUACUGAAAGAGUGA